This is a messenger RNA of Lotus japonicus, 1837 nucleotides long. RefSeq names its product protein NRT1/ PTR FAMILY 2.6-like. Lineage: Eukaryota; Viridiplantae; Streptophyta; Magnoliopsida; Fabales; Fabaceae. The record is from RefSeq and is a predicted model, not a curated record. Gene Ontology annotation, cellular component: plasma membrane. Gene Ontology annotation, biological process: transmembrane transport. Bases 61 to 1749 code for a protein of 562 amino acids. Gene Ontology annotation, molecular function: transmembrane transporter activity. The transcript has 4 exons.
CUAUAAAAGGACACCACCAUUGUUUUGAAACAAGAGAGUUGAGGUUGUUGAGGUGCAAGAAUGAGUGGCACACCCACAUCCCACAUAGAAGCACGUAGCAUGAGUAGUAGUGGGAGCAAGCCAGGUGGCUGGAGAAGUUUUCCCUUCAUCAUUGGUGCAGCGACAGGGUCGUCACUUGCUUCUGCAGGAAUCAUAGCAAACCUGAUAGUGUAUCUGAUACAGGAAUUCAACAUAAAGAGCAUCACUGCUGCUCAGAUUUCAAACGUGGUUAACGGAAGCAGCAAUCUAUUCCCAUUUCUUGCUGCAAUCAUCGCUGACUCUUUCUUUGGCUCCUUCUCUGUUGCCUUGAUUUCCUCUUGUGUUUCUUUCCUGGGCACAGUUAUCUUAGCCUUGACAGCUACAAUCACCUCCUUGAGGCCUCACCCCUGCAACAACGAUGGCUCUAACCACCAGUGCACACCCCCUUCGGUGUUCCAAUACACUGUUCUCUACGCCGGCACAGCACUCGCCGCAAUCGGUUUCGGCGGCGCACGCUUCACAACCGCCACACUGGGAGCGAACCAGUUCGACAAGCCAGAGCAUCAAGCGAAUUUCUUCAACUGGUUCUUCUUCACAUGGUACAUUUCUUCUGUCAUCGCAAUCACUGCGCUUGUGUACGUUGAAGAUAAUGUGAGUUGGGUUUUGGGAUUUGGUGUAUGUGCUGUGGCGAAUUUGAUUGGGGUGGUGAUUUUCUUGUUGGGGUAUCGAUUUUAUCGCCCUGAUGACCUGAAACGAAGCGCGCUCUUGGAUUUGGUUCGUGUUCUUGUUGUUGCUGUUCGGAAAUGGAAAUCUCAGCUCUCAUCAAGAAAAGAGGAUUACUAUAGUGUUAUUGAUCAUGAUUAUGAUCAUGAUGGAGUGGGUCCAGUGCUUCCUGCAGCUGCAACACCAGGAAAAAGAUUAAGGUUCUUCAAUCGUGCUGCACAGAUAACUGAUGGAGACCUUAAAUCAGAUGAUGGCUCAAUUGAGAAACCAUGGAGGCUAUGCACAGUUCAACAAGUGGAAGAUUUCAAAACAGUAAUUGGAAUCCUGCCACUGUGGAGUUCAAGUAUAUUCCUAGGCACUCCAAUAGGAAUCCUAAGCAGCUUGACAAUCCUUCAAGCUUUAGCCAUGGAUCGUUCUCUAGGACCCCAUUUCAAAAUCCCAGCUGGCUCUACACCUGUUAUAGCCCUAUUAUCCACAUCCAUUUUCCUCACCCUUCUUGACAGGGUGCUCUGGCCUGGAUGGCAAAAGCUGACAGGAAAAUCUCCUACACCUCUCCAACAAAUCGGAGUAGGCCACGUGUUCAAUGUGCUUGCUUUGGUUGUCUCUGCUCUUGUUGAAUCAAAGAGGCUCAAGAUAGCUCAUAAACACCAGCUCCAAGUUCAACAUGACCCCACAGUUAACAUGUCAGUACUCUGGUUGUUUCCACAAUUAGUGCUAAUGGGCAUUGGAGAAGCAUUUCAUUUUCCAGCACAAGUUACAUUCUACUACCAACAGCUUCCACAAUCACUGCGGAGCACAUCAACUGCUAUGAUUUCCAUGCUUGUAGGGAUUGCUUUUUACCUGAGCACGGCCUUAAUUGACCAAGUUCGUAGGGUUACUGAUUGGUUACCUGAUGACAUUAAUCAUGGGAAGUUAGAUAUCUUUUACUGGAUGUUAGUUCUGUUAGGUGGCAUCAACUUUGGGUAUUACUUGUUAAGUUCCACUUUGUAUAAGCAUGAAAAUGUUUAAGAGGAGAUGGUGUUAUGGUUGUAUAAUAAACACAAAUGUUGGAUGCCAUAAAAUUAUCUGCAUAAAUUGGAUAUGAAUUUUACAUGGA